UCCAAAUUUAGUACGCUGCGAUAGUACUGCUAGCAAGAAUUUAAAGAAAUUUGUUACCGCAAAGUAACUUUCUCUCUUCUAAACACUAAAUUCUUUAUUCAUAAAAGAAAGCAUCAUAAACAAUAUAGUAGUGUUUAUCUCCUAGUGAGCAUAUCCACUAACAAUUUAACAGUAAAUUAAAUUUACGAUGCAGAAACGGGAAGAUAUACAAUUUCAUGUUGAUCACAAACAGCAUGUAGUUAAAAUCGGAGAUAUCAGUCCUGAAACAACCUUAAACACUUACUUAAGGAAACAUUCCCAUUUAACUGGCACCAAGCUAAUGUGUGGUGAAGGAGGAUGUGGCGUAUGUACUGUAGUAGUUGAUCAAAUUCUGGAAGGAAAAAAACGCACGUUCUCCAUAAACUCAUGCCUGGUUUCAAUUUUAUCCUGCAAUGGUUGGAAGGUACAUACAAUAGAAGGCAUCGGUAACCCCCUUAAAGGCUACCAUAAAAUUCAGAAGGCUCUGAGCGACAAUUACGGCACGCAAUGCGGAUUCUGCUCGCCAGGAAUGGUGAUGAAUAUGUAUGCUCUUCAGGAAUCCGGAAAAGCAACUGCUGAAAAUAUCGAGAAUUCGUUCGGAGGGAAUAUCUGUAGGUGUACCGGAUACCGACCGAUUUUACACGCUUUCAAACAACUCGCAACCGAUCAAGAAGAUCCUAUUGCUGAUAUAGAAGAUAUCACUCCUUGUAAAAACAAAAUUUGUAAGGAGAAAAUGGAAAUUUUUUUCGUAGAAUUUAACGAUUCAAAAUGGUAUCGAGUGUCAACUAUAACUGAUUUGUUAAAAAUUUUAAGAAUUACUUCCGAUAAUUACAGAUUGGUUUUUGGUAAUACAGGAAGAGGUGUGUUUAAAAAUGAUCCUACGCCUUCAGUUUACAUAGAUAUCCUACAAGUCGAGGAGCUGAAGACUUACUCUUUGAAAAACAAAACACUAACAAUAGGAGGAAAUGUAACUUUAUCAGAAUUAAUGGAACUUUGUAAUAAAUUGUCCUCAACACCAGGUUUUUCUUAUCUAGACACCAUACAUUCACACGUAGACCUAGUGGCUACACUUCAAGUACGAAAUAUAGGGAGCAUUGCUGGUAAUCUGAUGUUAAAACAUCGCCACAACGAAUUUCAAUCCGACAUUUUCUUGUUAUUGGAAACCUUCGAUGCAGAUCUUGUAAUUGUGAAUUACGACGAAAGUGAGGAAGUCGUGUCGCCUCAGGAUUUCUUAAAAUUAGACAUGAACAAAAAAGUAAUUAAAAAGAUCGUUCUCAAUUCGAUUGAUGACUCGUACAAAUUCGCUUCUUACAAGAUUAUGCCAAGGACUCAAAACGCCCAUGCAAUGGUAAACGCUGGAUUUCUAGUCCAGCUUCAAAACGGGAUCGUUCAAAAGGCUCGAAUCGUUUACGGCGGAAUAGAUUCGACUUUUGUACACGCAUCAUUGACUGAGAAAAUUAUAAAAGGAAAAAAUUUGUACGAUAAUGCAAAUUUACAGAUCAUUUUCAAUUCAUUAAACAACGAAAUCAUUCCUGAAGACACCCCGCCAGAUCCAACUCCUGACUUUAGGAGAAACCUAGCUAUAUCUUUGUUUUAUAAGUUUGUUCUAAAAACUUGCCCGCCCAAUAUAAUUGGUAGCAGAUUCAAAACUGGCGGAUUAUUAUUAGGACGACCUCUUUCCGAAGGAACUCAAGAGUAUGGAACUAUUAAGGAAAACUGGCCACUUACACAACCUAUACCAAAAUUAGAAUCUCUAGCACAGGCAUCAGGUCAAAUCAAAUACAUCAUGGAUGCACCUUUAUUACCCAAUGAAGCUUUCGUUUCAUUUGUAACAGCUAAAGCCAAAGCUGGUUCAACAAUAACUUCCAUAGACGCAACUAAGGCUUUGAACAUGGAAGGUGUUAUCGCUUAUUUCGAUAAGAAAGACAUCCCGGGUAUCAACACUUUUACACCAAAAGAUGUCGGACUAUUUCCAGUACAAGAAGAACUGUUUUGUAGUGGAACAGUUCUGUAUUUCAACCAACCCGUUGGCAUUGUAGUUGCCAGCGAUGACGUUACAGCUUCUAAAGCAGCUCAACUGGUUAAAAUUAGCUACCAACCUCCGACAAAAAAAGUUUAUUUCAACGUAAAAGAUGUGGUUAGGGACGACGUAAAAGACAGAAUUAUCCAUCAAACGACAGUAUUACCUAAAAGUAGAGGAAAUGAUGUCUACAAAACUGUAUCUGGAGAAUUCUACAUUAAUUGGCAAUACCACUAUCACAUGGAAACGCAAUGUUGCAAAGUGGUUCCAAGAGAAGAUAACAUUGAUAUUUAUCCAGCUUCGCAGUGGAUGGAUAUAAAUCAACUAGGGGCUUCAGCGGUACUUGGAAUACCCGCCAAUAAAAUAAACAUAAAAGUCUCACGUCUAGGAGGCGGCUUCGGGGGCAAAAUGUACCGCUGCGCGUUGAUAUCUUCAGCAGCUGCUCUAGCAGCAUACAAACUCCAAAUACCCGUUACUAUGUCACUAUCGUUCGAAGAAAACAUGAACAUAAUUGGAAAAAGAUUUCCUCUGUACGUUAAUUACGAAGUGGAGGUAAAUAAAGCAGGAAUAAUCCAGUAUUUGAAAGCAGAUUUAUAUUCCGAUUUUGGAAUUGGAGGUAACGAACCUUUUAACGAUUUACUCGUUAGUUCGUUUGAAAACAACUACGAUAUUAGCCAUUGGGAGUUCAGCACUUUCGUCGUGCAGACAGACUGCCAUGCAAACGCCUACACCAGGAGCCCAGGUACCCUCGAAGGUACGAGUGCUAUUGAAAGUAUCAUGGAGCACAUAGCUACCGUAAUAAAUUUAGAUGCUUUCGAUGUCAAACUGGCCAACAACAGCUCAACUGUUCCUCAGAUACCUAAAUACUGGGGAGAAUUGAAAAGCUGGGCGGACAUUGAACAAAGGAAAAGUGAAAUUGCACAAUACAACCAGGAUAACCGAUGGAUGAAACGAGGAUUAGCCGUAGUUCCGUUGAAAUGGAUACUGGAAGUACCGGGGAAUUUUUCCGUAGUGGUUUCGAUUUUUCACGGUGACGGUAGCGUUGCAAUAUCUCAUGGUGGCAUCGAAAUGGGCCAGGGGAUAAACACGAAGGUUGCUCAAGUAUGCGCAUACAAGUUUGGCAUCGGGCUAGACCAAGUUUCCAUAAAACCUAACUAUUCCUUCGUAACGCCGAAUAAUUCAGUCACAGGCGGUAGUUUAACCAGCGAGGCGAUUUCAUACGCUGUAAUCAGGGCUUGUGAUACGCUUUUGAACAGGAUGCAAGUUGUAAAAGAAAAAAUGAAAAAUCCUACUUGGGUAGAGCUGGUUAGGAAAUGUUUCGACUCAAAUGUACAACUCACUGCGUCUGGCUUUUAUUGGACAGACGCUCCUGGAAUACAAGAAUAUCCGAUUUAUGGCAUCUGUUCAACUACAGUUGAAGUCGAUAUUCUCACAGGGAAAUACCAAAUUUCGCAAGUAGAUAUUAUCGAAGAUUUAGGCGAAAGUAUGAGCCCUUUAGUAGACAUUGGGCAAAUAGAAGGAGCCUUUGUAAUGGGCAUUGGAUACUACAUGACUGAAGAAAUUAUCUUCGACAAUGUAGGUCAAUUAUUAACCAACAGGACUUGGACUUACAAACCACCAGGUGCUAAAGACAUUCCAAUUAAUUUCAGAGUAAAAUUCGCCGAAAACAGUCAAAAUCCUGUGGGUGUACUCAGGAGUAAAGCUGUUGCUGAACCGCCUAUAUGCUUAUCCGUUGCUGUUCCGCUAGCAGUAAGAAAUGCUAUUAAUUCUGCCAGGCUGGAAGCAGAUGGAACAACUACUAUUUGGGUCCCAUUCGAUGGACCAACUACCGUAGAAAAAACGUUCCUCAAUUCUUUAAAUCAACACCAACAGUACACGUUAAAUUAACAUAAAUAUUGCUUGCAAUAAAACAACAAUUAAGAUAUGAAGCGACGGAUGAAACUCGAAUAGGACGUCAUUUCCAAGACGCCUCGGGCGGUGUAG
Messenger RNA from Phyllotreta striolata, 4021 nucleotides. The record is from the annotation of a GenBank genome assembly. Lineage: Eukaryota; Metazoa; Arthropoda; Insecta; Coleoptera; Chrysomelidae.